CCUUGUUGCUCUGAUUUAUAUGUCUUUGUGCUCAGUUUUCUUUUUUGCCCUUUUUACUCUUUUUUAUCUUUCACUUAAUUCUCUCACUUUUUCACUUCAUUCACUGAUUCAUUCUCUUUUUUCUUUUCCUCUCAUCUUGACAUCGCUCUAUUAGCCCAUAAUUUACAUCCAACUAAAAGAGAAAGUUCUUUUUCUUUUCUUCAGAAACAUAAAAAGUAGAGCUCAUUCCCUCAAGUCAUGUCCUUUGUGGACGACGUGAUGGAAUCUUCAAUUCGCUCUAAACACACCUCAACUCCUCCACUUCACUCAUCUUACCAACGGGUAGACUCAUUCGAGCCCCAGAACAAUCAGAGUCCGCGUGUAGUGGCAGAAGAAACACCGGUAGUGGGCGGAGGAGUCACAGGAGUAACAGAGGCUGAAGGUUCAACUACGGGAGGAACUAAUAAACAGACUUCCCAUCGUUCCAAACAUGAAUCGGCACCGGCUCCACCUAAAGGAAUAGCAGCGUUAGGGAACCGGCCUCGAUCGUCCUCUAGCACGAAGGCGCUACUGACAAUGGCUUUACUUGAAGCUCAAUCAGCAGUCCAAAAGGAUAAUGACGGCAAUAUCUCAGAGGCACUAGAUUCCUAUAGUAAGGCUGUUACACUCUUGGGGAAAGUCAUGGAGGCAGCCUCUACACAAGAUGAACGUGAACGAUUAAAGAUCAUUCACGACUCGUAUCGGUUCAGAAUGCAUUUGCUUGCAACUCCGCCUUCAUUGCCAACACAACAGUCUGUAAUAACACCCGAGACGAAUAAUGAGAGGCAAUCAGAAGGGGCCAUGGAAACUCAAGUAGUUCAAUCAACGCUAGGGACAGAGACGGCACAGAAUGUUCAAGAGUCACGAAAGAUACAGAGCAACGAUGAGGAAAAACCUCAGGCGACGGCGCCAGUGGAAGAGUACACAAAAUCUACUCCUCCUCCAAGGCCACCACCACCACCGCCUGGCUCAUUGGAUCUUCCGCUUUCUUUGAAAGAGGCACUAAAGGAGCAAGGUGUGACUUUUGAUGACCCUUCACCACCACUACGACCACCAACUCUAGGGCUUCCACCAUUGCCCAUGUCCCCUCCCCCUAUACCACCCCGGAAUCCUCCCCCACCACCUCCACGGUCUCCCCCUCCCCUGGCGAGUAUACUCGGACCAGCUCCUCUUCCUCCACAAUCUGUAGCAGCCUCUGCAUCAACGUCAACAAUACGCUCCCAUGCUCAGGCCACCUCAGUGCAGAUGCACGCUAUGCCACUGAAUGCUAUGGCCUCUGUAGAAAAUACAGGAGCAUCGACAACAACAGCAAUGACAGCUAUUUCUGGAGGUAUAUCACAAAUAGCAAUGGUUCGAAAAGAUGCACCACCUAAGCAGACCAAAAAAAAUAGAGCUGUUUCACACGGACCUCCUGCUGCAGCCCCUGCACCUCCUACUGGCGAGCCAAAGACGCGUCGCUUAAGAGCAGAAUCAGCUUCAGUAGGGUUAUCAGGAACUAAUAAUUUCUCAAAGUUGGAAAAUACGUCAAAUGAAAAUGGAUCAAGUCUGGCAAGGAAUCGCUAUCGUACAAAAACCUUUGCAGGAGUACCUCGUACCGCCCAAACAGACCUUGAGCAUCAGCCACAACCACAAGCACAUCCCUCACCCACACUACCAUCCCAACAACAACCGCAACAACAACAGUUGCAACAGCGUCGUGUAAGAGACAAGGAGCAAAAGCCUAAAUUCGUCAUCUUGAAGAGCGCCCCUACUGUACCAUUACCACCACCUCCACCACGGACAUCGGGACCAACUACAGAGCCAUUACAGGCCGCAGACUCAACAUCAGCGCAAAGCAGAGAUGUAUCAGCUAUGCAUGCGAUGCCCAUGUCGCCCCUUAUGUCACCACCUAUGUCGCCACCCGUACCUCAAGUGCCACCAUUAAGACCUAAUCGAGUGAGCGCAGCAUCUAAAUUUACCAAAUCAGGAACACCCACACUUACUGCUGCACACAUGACGUUUUCGUCCAUGGGUGACGGCAGUAACAAUGGACGGCCAUUGUCACCUCCACCUACUUCUCCACCACCAAUCAUCCCUGUAUCGCCACCAUUAUCGCCCACUAACCCUGGGCGACGAAUCAGACCGCUCUAUCAACAAUUAAUGCCACAACCACCAAUUAAGUCUCCUGAGCAACAACAACAGCAGCAGCAACAGCUUCCUGAGAGCCAAGCGGAAGUACAAGAGCAGAAGCAAGACGGAAAGGAGCAAAAAGGGCAGGUUGAAGGCUUAGCAACAUUGCAUGAAGACGAAAGAGAGGAAAGCCACUCAUCGGAAUCAUCCAGUUCUCAUCGUAUAUCUCAUUCAUCGGCAAGCUCUGUAGAAAAAGAGGCGUCUUUAACUAUUAAUUCUACUAUGGCUAACCAAACUCAAUCUACAACAAAAAAGGGGUUGGAAUCAUCGGCUAAUGCCUCGGCCGACCCAGACACUUUAGUCGAGGUGUGGCUACCCAAUUUAUUAAAUACGAGCUUUGCUACGUCAAAGAUCUUUUUAGAUCAUCUAGAGCAGCCUUCAGAUUCUACUCCUCAGGAUCAAGUUUUCCUUAAAGGAUGGUAUAAAUCUACGCAGCAUGGUCAGGAAGAUAUACCACCAGUGCCAUCGAUGCCACCAGUACCGCCUUUGCCGGCAGGAUAUAGUCAACAGUCACCAGAAAUGCAAUCUGUAGAACAAAUGCAAUCACCUACAACAUCAACCUUACCAACCUCAUCCACCAUCACAACGAAGGCCUCGCCGCUCGCAUUAUCGCUUGAAAGCCAACAGCUAUUGGACACAUUGAGUCGAGCUACUGCAAAUGCAAUGGCAGCAUUGGAAUCGCAUUCUGGAGCAGCUACAACUAAACCUGCGACACGGACUCAAGAGGCUAUUUCACCAAAGCUUCUUCCAUCACGGACAAUAUCAGCUACGACUACAGCCACAAAAAUCAUGGACAGCAACAGCAGCAACAGCAGCAACAGCGACAGCAACAACAACAAUAAUUCCCCUAUUAAUGCCAACUUGAAACCAAAUGGAAGUGGUAGUGGGAACUGUCAGAACAAUGCUGAUACCAAUACCAACAGCAAUAACAACUCUAAAGGUAGCAGCAGCAAUAACCAAAAUAGCCCGACAAUAGCGGCACCAGCGACCAUGGCUACUACAAACAAUACUGGAACUGGACGAGAAUUGAGUUUACAGGAUGUAAUCUCGCAAGAUCCUUUCGCUGGGCUGAAAACUAACAAACCAUGACUACUGGUGGCUUCCUCAGUCCUAAACUCUAUGUACCUCGCAACAUUUGGUAUCAAAAGACAGCUGUCCGACUUCCUGCUAUUGAUGCCAAGAUUCAUGCAUGUCAGACUCUUUCCCAGACAUUGGAUCGAAUGGUAGCCCAAUCCAAAAGUGGCAAGCUCACAUUGCUGGUCGAGCUUGGUGGACGUGUCGAGAAGGGUGAAAAGGAUAGAGCGAUGCUUCUU
Lobosporangium transversale is the source of this 3500-nucleotide messenger RNA. RefSeq lists its product as hypothetical. The record is from RefSeq and is a predicted model, not a curated record. The transcript has 4 exons. Bases 238 to 3276 code for a protein of 1012 amino acids. NCBI's taxonomy places the organism in Eukaryota, Fungi, Mortierellomycota, Mortierellomycetes, Mortierellales, Mortierellaceae.